CGGAAUAGGAUAUAAACAUCAAUCACCCAUUGCCACAAGCCCUUUCCUCUCUUCUUCUUUCCCUUCCCUUUCCCCCUUUUCUGCCCCCUUUCCCCCCCCUUCAAGUCACAUGAUGGAGACCCCAGAGACUAUCUCAAGAGGCGACACAGCCAAGACGGCUGAAGUCUGUUCAGCACACGGCAUUACGCCGAAAGAGUUCUCAGAGCUCCGUGAGCGUGCAGUUGCAGCCAAGGCCACAGCGUACUGCCCGUACAGCCAGUUCCGCGUCGGAGCAACGGUUCUCUCAAGCGAGGGUGAGCUCACGAGCGGCGCAAAUGUGGAAAACGCGUCGUAUCCUGUGGGAACAUGUGCAGAGCGCGUGGCCCUUGGUACAGCUGUGACAAGCGGUCAUCGUGGGUUCCGAGCCAUCGCUGUCGCAACUGAUAUUGCGCCACCGGCGAGUCCAUGUGGAAUGUGUAGACAGUUGUGAGUUUGUUACUGGGGAUGUCUUUGAGAGAGUAGACGAAGAUGAUGGAUUUGACUAACAGGUGAGUUGUGUGUUCUCGGUGAUGUAGUAUUCGCGAGUUUUGCACACUGGAUACACCCGUUAUCAUGUUCGAUAAGAAUGAGGAUUUUGUGAUUGCAAAGCUGCGACAGCUUUUGCCAAUGUCUUUUGGACCUGACCAACUUCCACCUCCGGGAGCACCAGGAACAAGAUAGGGGAAUAUUGAGACUUAUGAGUGUCUUGCAUAUUGUUGGAUAUGAAAGGAAUCAUGGCGAUAUCGUGUGAGAGCAUCUGAUCCUUGCGAGCGCGCCAGGAACUUAGGAUACUACAUCUUCUCUUAGCCUGCAUCUGUAUGUGUAUCAAUGGUCGAUAGACUGGGCUGCAUUGACGGGCGUUCCUUGAAUCGUAUGUAUGCGGCUGAUAUUGGAUGAUUCAUUUCAGGGCCAUCUGUGGCUGUUGGUAACGAGACGCGAGAUAUGAGAGCCCUUACAAUACAUACAUGAUGGUGAACCAACAGUGUUGCAAAUGAGAACCACGUCGUAGGACAUGUCAUACUGUGUCU
Messenger RNA from Fusarium odoratissimum NRRL 54006, 1046 nucleotides. Its product is annotated as cytidine deaminase. Lineage: Eukaryota; Fungi; Ascomycota; Sordariomycetes; Hypocreales; Nectriaceae. The transcript is spliced from 2 exons. The coding region runs from base 110 to 469 and encodes 119 amino acids. Gene Ontology annotation, cellular component: cytosol. The record is from RefSeq and is a predicted model, not a curated record. Gene Ontology annotation, molecular function: zinc ion binding; cytidine deaminase activity.